Oncorhynchus nerka (sockeye salmon) is the source of this 1509-nucleotide messenger RNA. It is a transcript of the gene eef1akmt1, whose product is annotated as EEF1A lysine methyltransferase 1. Bases 553 to 1203 code for a protein of 216 amino acids. The transcript is spliced from 4 exons. The record is from RefSeq and is a predicted model, not a curated record. Gene Ontology annotation, biological process: methylation. Gene Ontology annotation, molecular function: nucleic acid binding; protein-lysine N-methyltransferase activity. NCBI's taxonomy places the organism in Eukaryota, Metazoa, Chordata, Actinopteri, Salmoniformes, Salmonidae.
UAUAGUCGGAGCACGUCUCUGGAGCAGCUGAUCCGGAGGAACGUGUAUUAGUCCUACUGUAGGAUUGAUUAUAUUAUACUUCGGCGUAUAUGACACAUUGCAGCUAGCACUAUCAUGUCAAAUGAACGAGUUACUCAGAAAAUUGAAUCACGAAUCUCGAGUCAGUAAAAAGAACGAAUCGGUCGCUAACCGCAUGUCAAUAGUGCGCAGCCUGACAAAAUCGCUCAUGUAGAAUACCAUAUGUCCUUCCUCGGACACCGUAACUGCAGUGUAUGUUAUUAUUUCUUGACACGUGUUGUAAGCGAUUAAUCAGUAGCGACAGUUCAUAUUUAUUUUCAGAAACCAGCAACACACCACGCAAAGGUAUUACACUAGGCAAAUAUUUCUGUCUUGCACGUUCUGGCUAACUGGCUAGCAUUGCUGUUUUCAGUAGUAACUUGUCCGCGCGUAACACUCUGGCGCUAACUAGCCACGGUAGCAGUUCACUAGCUAGCUUUCCAGUUUGUGUUACGUGUAGGUGGUUGUCAUCGACCUUCCAGCAAGUUUGAAGCCAUGAGUGACAGCGACGACGAAAUCCCUCAGCUGUCCGCGGCCACCCUUGCUGCCCUGCAGGAGUUUUACAGAGAGGAGAGAGACUGGUUUGUGCAGAGCACAGCACCGGUGGACAAGUACUCGGUGGGGGCGGUGGAAGAGGACUGGCGUAUGAGCCAAUUCUGGUACAGCGAUGAGACCGCAACACGGCUAGUUGAAGAGGUUAUUCAGGAAGCUGGGAAAGGUGGCAGGAUAGCCUGUCUGAGCGCACCCAGUGUGUACCAGAAGCUGAAGCAGGGGGUGGUGGAGGGCUCUGACGGUGUGUCGGCUGUGGUUCUAGAGUAUGACCGCCGUUUCGCCACCUACGGCCAAGAGUUCAUCUUCUAUGACUACAACGAGCCUCUUGCUCUCCCAGAGGAUGUGGCCCCACAGAGUUUCGACGUUGUCCUAGCUGACCCCCCCUACCUGUCUGAGGAGUGCCUCAAUAAGGUCGCCCAGACUGUGAAGUACCUGGCCAAGGGCAAGGUGCUGCUCUGCACAGGAGCCAUCAUGGAGGAGCAUGCAGAGAAGUUGAUGGGUCUGAAGAUAUGCAGCUUCCUGCCCAAACACAACAAAAACCUGGCCAACGAGUUCCGCUGUUUCACUAACUACCCCUCAAACCUCAUGUCCUGAGGCUUCUCAACCCUUCAUGUAUGGCCUUAUUGACUUUUGAUGUCCGACGUCCAUCAAUGCCUCAGUUCUGACUUGUCCGAUGUCUGUGAUAGUCGCAAGGAAGGCCCAUCUUGUUGGGCAAUUUCCAUUGCCUGUCCUUUUAGACAAGGUUUCAUUUUGGGGACUAAUGGUAUCAGACUCUGGAGAUUGUUUUUAAAAUGAUUUCUUAUAACAUAAUUAUGAAGUGAAUAAUGGUAUUCAUAUGACUUCAGUGUAAAUAAUAUUUCAUAUACACAGCAAAUAAAUAUGUCUAAACUGUUGUAAAAA